AUCUCUCUCUCUUCCUCACCCAUGAUCUGCUUCCAUGUUCCUUGUCAUCUUUCGUCCACCCAAAACACGAGGGAAAUGACAUCUCCGAUUACCAGAACUGGGUUUACCAAAUGACCAAAACACCCUCGCUCAUAAUGCCUCUGGACACCCUAGUCAAGGGAAUGAAAUUGUUGUAAUUUCUUGAGAAGUACAGUCUUUUUUCGUCCACUUAAAAAAGCUCAUCGUCCUUUUGCCCUCUUCCUCUCCUUCCUUGACCGCAAAAAUAAAUAAAUAAAUAAAUAUUGGAGAAAAAGUGUAGAGAGAGAAAGUUAGAGAAAGGGCAAUGGACGGUGGCAGCUACAGGAUAGAAGCGGAGCGGUGGCUUACCAUAGCGGAGAAGCUUCUCACCGCACGUGAUUUCCAGGGCGCCAAGAGCUUUGCGAUCAGAGCACGAGAGUCCGACCCCAGGCUCCUGGAGUUUUCGGAUCAAAUUAUCGCCAUCGCUGACACGCUCCUCGCCGGAGAGUUGAGAAUCAUUAAUUACAACGGCGGUGGUAGCCAUGACUAUUAUGCGAUCCUUCAACUCCCGAGAUUGUCUCAGUCUAUGGAACUCGUCGCGACUCAGUACCGUAAGCUUGCUUUGUUGUUGAAUCCUACCAGGAAUAGGCUUUCUUUUGCAGAUCAUGCUUUUAGGCUCGUUUCUGAGGCUUGGAUGGUGUUCUCCAACCCCUCGAAGAAGGCAAUGUACGAUCACGAGUUGCAGGUGAGUCAGCUCGGGCAACUUGGCCAACUCGGUCAACUCGGGCAACUUGUCAUUCCUGGUCAAGAGUUUCCACAGGGGCAAUCCUCACAAGGAAAUGUGAGGAGAAGCCCUAAAAUCAGCAGGGAUGGAAGAGUAGUAGUGGACGAGGAUGGCAUGGCUCAGCCAGAGUCAACUCGCUUAGAAACUCAGCCGAGAAUGACUGAACCAAUUCGGCCGAUACCUCAGCAUAAAAUCACUGAGCUGAAUCGUCCUGUGCCUCAGGCUGCGCCUCAAGCAAAAGCAACCGAGCCUAUUCGUCCUUCACCGCAGCCUGUAGCAGCUGAACCGAUUAGACCUGCAGCCCAGCCAAAAGCAGCGGAGCCGAGUCGUCCAGUACCCCAGCCAAAAGCAGCGGAGCCGAGUCGUCCAGUACCCCAGCCAAAAGCAGCGGAGCCGAGUCGUCCAGUACCCCAGCCAAAAGCAGCGGAGCCGAGUCGUCCGGUACCCCAGCCGAAAGUAUCCGAGCCGAGUCGACCAGCUGCCCAGCCUAUUAGUGUUGAGUCAUCACGUGCAAUUCGGUCGACGACCCAGACAAGUGUGACUGAGUCAGAGGUACCAAGUUUCUGGACCGCAUGUCCUUACUGUUACAUUCUCUAUGAGUAUCCAAAGGGUUAUGAAGACUGUGCAAUUAGGUGUCAGAAAUGUAAACGAGCGUUUCAUGCGGUAAUGAUACCAUCACCGCCGGUGACAGGUAAAGACACGUACUUUUGUUGUUGGGGUUAUUUCCCGUUGGGUUUUUCCGGUCAUGGUAAAGGUGGAGGUGGUUUUGGUACUAAUUGGUCACCGGUAUCGGCAAUGUUUACCACCCCUUUGCCUGGCGGUGGAAAAUCAAGACAGGGUAAUCCAUCAAAUAGAUCUGAGCCGAAAGUGAUUUACAAAGAUGAUGUCUACAUAGAUCUUUCUGACCCGAGUGAUGAUGAGUCUGAUUCGGAUGAUGAUGAUUGGGAUGGUAGAAGAAAGAAAGCGAAAAAUGCCAAAGGAAAAGCAACACCUAGUAAAAAUGUGAAGAAAUCACAAAAUGAGAGGGCAAAGAAGGCGAGUGCUCAAAAUGCGGAUGGUGUGAGUAAUGUGGAAGGAGAGGUGGUGGGAAAGGGGGAGGGAAGUAGUGGGAAGAAGAAGGGAGCAAAGGACUUGGGGAAGUUGGAUUUGAAUGUAAUGUUUAGCAAUGAGGUGGAAGAGGCAGUGCCAGGAGUGAGCGAACAACAUGGAGCUGGAAAUGGGGAGGAGGAUAAUAUUGAAGGGAUUGCGUUUUUUGAGGGUCUUGAUGAAUUUUUGAGCAGCUUGCCAAUACUCUCUGUUGUUGGGGAUGACAAAGUCAAGGCUAGUUAGUGAAUCCAAUUAGGUUGCUUCAAGGUACUUUGUAUGGUAUGGACAAUUCAUGCUACUGUUCACUCCUGUCAAAUAUGGAUAGUGUACGGCGAUCAGACAAGAAUUGAUGCAGCUUGUUGGACAGCAUUCUUUUGAGAUCUGAAGCGUGACCACAGAUCCUGUUGAUAUUCUCUACAUGAGAAAGGUAUGCUUAUUAGUUAUAUGGCUUAUGUCUGUUUUCAGAAGAAACAUGAAGUAUUAUAAUGGUGAGUGAAAUUCUUCUCUACAUUUUGGUAAGUUGGCUAGAGUGGAGCUCCUAAAUACUUUGCCAUGAGCCCAGUUCCCUAUUUCAAUGUCUGGGAACAUGAGCUGUGGUCCAAUUAGUAAAAGGUCUAUUUGGCAUCAAUGUAUCAGUUGUUGAUAGAAACGCUAUCUUAUAUUUGUUGACUGAAAGUAAUUAAAAGUUGUAUAUACUCCAUUUUCGAAG
Messenger RNA from Hevea brasiliensis (rubber tree), 2576 nucleotides. RefSeq lists its product as uncharacterized. Bases 323 to 2110 code for a protein of 595 amino acids. The transcript is spliced from 2 exons. NCBI's taxonomy places the organism in Eukaryota, Viridiplantae, Streptophyta, Magnoliopsida, Malpighiales, Euphorbiaceae. The record is from RefSeq and is a predicted model, not a curated record.